Messenger RNA from Helobdella robusta, 492 nucleotides. RefSeq lists its product as hypothetical. NCBI's taxonomy places the organism in Eukaryota, Metazoa, Annelida, Clitellata, Rhynchobdellida, Glossiphoniidae. Bases 1 to 492 code for a protein of 163 amino acids. The record is from RefSeq and is a predicted model, not a curated record. The transcript is spliced from 7 exons.
AUGGCCUGGUUCGAAUACCAUUUGAAUGUUGUUGAACUGAACAAAUUCAACACGAUCUAUCUACUGCUGGUCGGCCUGCACGAGCACCAGAAUGAACCGAGCAUCAUCAUCAACACCUGCAAUGCCAUUUCAUCGAUGGUUGACGCUGAAGAGGAGUGCGCUUACGGUAUGACGCAGAAGAUAACUGAUGACGUCACGGCAAUUCCCUUCCUAGGCAGUUUGAUGCGGAUGCACAUAGAGAAAUACGAGGUGGUAAAGCAUUUGCAAGAUGAUAUUGUAUCGGAGAUGAAAUGUUCUGAGGUCUAUGAAGAUGUCAAUGACAUUAAGUAUGCCUACCUUGAUUUCUGGGACUUGAAACAAAUGUGUGACGUCAUCUUGGAUCGUAUAAACAAUCUCAAGCCUCUGACGCACAUCAGACUCAAACUAAAUAAUGGAGAAAAAAAUUUAAUAAAAGUUAAAAGGAGAAAUGAAAAUGUCUUCAAAGGUCAAUAA